AUGGUGAUUCCACGAAUACACCUGAGUAUACGAUAUAUCCUAUCUGAAUUGGAGGAAAUAGAAAGGGAAGAUAAUUUUAGAUUGAAGAGAUUUAAAGAAUUAAAAUCGAAAAAGGUUAAAAAGUAUUUAAAUUUGAAGGACGGUACAUAUAAGCAUGAAGAAAGAUUGGCGUCAAUACACGACGAAAUAGUGGGAGAUUAUUGUUGCUGUCUUUCUUAUGAUGACUUAAGAAAAGUGUAUAAAAAAAAUUUGAGCGAUGAAAAAAUAUGUCAAGCUUCCAAUAAGACCUCAUAUCAAUAUGAGGACGAUAUUAUUUUACAAACAGAAAAAUUAAUUAAUAUACCCAAACAGAAUGAGAAUGAUUUAUUUUGCGAAGAUAAUUUUUUAUCUACGUGCUUAGACCUUAAGACUAUUUUAGAAAACAUUCUCAAGAAUAGUGUUUGUGUUAAAUGUAAAAAAAAUAUAAAAAUGUCUAGUAAAUUAUCCGUUUCUGGUAGCAUACUAAAUAUUAAUUCGGAAACUGGGGGAAAAUUAGGAUAUUAUGAAAGGAAGUAUGAAGAGAUAAUAAAAGUGCUACGAUUACAGAAGGAAGAUGGACUAAUUAGCCAAGAGAAACAAAUAAUAACUGUAAAAACAGACAAAAGAAACCCAAUAAGAUCACAGGUUUUUGAUCAUAAUAAUAAAGGUAAUAAUAAAAUUUUAAAUAGCUGUCAAAAUAGAGAUGAUGAUAAGUUGAAUAAAAAAGGUGCAUACAAAUGUAAUUGUGAGAAUCAUGACAAAAAUUUCAUAAAUAAUAAUAAUACUUAUUGUGGACUUGGAAAUACUAAAUCAGAACCAGUGUGUGGCACACAAAAGUGGAAUGAGCCUCAACUAUGGCCCUGUAAUUCUGCUGCUAAUAUUAAAACAACUGUGGUGUUAGAAGAAGCUUCAUCUACCUUCCCCGGCGAUGUCACACUUAACUUAAUAUUCAAAAACGAAAGUUGCGAGAAAAUACGGGAUAUCAACGUAACGAAACUACCUCACACUUCAUCGAUAAAAAUCCAUAUCUGUAAUUUGCCAAAAAGACAUGUUUUUAAAGAAUCACAAAAUGAUAUUACCUCAUUUAAUGGUUUAAGCCUGACACGCCAGGAAAUGCUAAAUAAAGCAUCAUGUAAAAUAUCAAGUCAAGUUGUGAAAGCAGGAAAAGAUGUGGAUACAUAUACAUCUGAUAUUCUGAAAACAUCGCAAAUGAUCAAUCAUAGUAGUCAAGCUUUGAAUCAAGAAGAGUAUAUGAGAUAUGCAAGAGUAUACACAAAAUUUAAGGAUGACUGUACAUAUGUUGAGGGUUUGCCUCACAUAUGUAACAAAAUAAUGACAUUACAUAAUAGAAAACGUUCUGACAAAGACAGAGCUCAAAGCAAUUGUAUACACAAAAAAUUUCCGUACAUUUUUAGUAAAGUCAAAAAGAAAAGUUAUAGAAAAGCCUUAAAUACAGAAGAAUGUAGUGAAGUAAGAGAUACCGAUGGCCUUGUAAACAAAAGCUUCACUAAAGUAACUCCGUUUUCUUACAUAUUUAGUAGUUUAAGAAGUAAUACUAUUGACGAUAUGCUGAACCACGCCUGCUCAUAUACUCCUCGAUUUUCAUACGUUCUUAGCAAAGCGAGAGAAAAGAGUUUUUCGACUAAUGAUAAAUCUCGAGAGAUCGACGCUAUGUUUAAUGAUGCUUGUAAACGUACUUUCAAUUUUACUUAUAUUUUCAGUCACUUGAAAGAUGUUGAAAUAGAUAGAAAGUUUAAAAGAUCUUGUAUGCAUAAAGAAAACUUCCCUUACAUAUUUAGUCGUGUGAAAGACAAAACAAAUAAUCAAUUUGGUAUAGUCAAUCGAUAUAAAGCAGAUGAAAUUGAGACUUUGUUUAAAAAUGCUUGUAAGCGUCCUUCUGAUUUUCCUUAUAUAAUAAACCAUUUAAAUAGGAUUGCAAUUGAUGGCAUGAUUAGGAAAGCAUGUUCUUACACACCUGAUUAUCCAUACAUUUUUAGCAAAGUUAGCAGUGUAAAAUCCACUAAAGACUUAUAUGAAAACAAUAUUUCGUACUCAAUUGAAAUGGACGGAAUAUUUAAUGGUGCUAAAACGAAUGGUUUUGAUAAUGAAACUGUGCACAAAGAUAAAAAAUUGGAACGUAACAAGCAAGAAAACACCAUUUCACCCUUAAAAUCAAUUAAUAAUAUUGAAACCGAAACUGUGAUUAAGGAUGCAUGGGUAAGCGAAAAUGACUUUAAUUAUUUAUUUGACAAAAGAGAACACAAUUACUUAACAGAAUUAUCAGAUCGAGGAAAUAAUUUAGGACUUAAUGAAAUAAAGCAAUUGUUCAAAGAUUCUUGUAAACGGGAUACCAAAACAAAAUGCGAAUUUAACUAUAUCUUUCAAAAUGUGUUUAAAGAUAAAAAUAGACAAUAUAAGAAAUGUGAUAGUAAAUCUGAAAAAGAAGCGAAAGCAAAAAAUCAUAGUACCGUGAAUUGUACGAAUUUCAUGAAAGAGGAAGUACAUUCUCAAAAUGUUAGUUCGGAACCUGAUUGCUCUUAUACAUCAAACAGAACACCUAACAAAUUACUGUUAGAAAUUCCAAGUUCUAAAAGUAGUAGAGACCACAUAGGGAUCGAAAUUAUGUGGAAAACAGGCUGCUUAUGCGGCAACAAUCUUACAUCAAAAAGCUUAGUUAUCAUAAAGUCUCAACGGUCUUCAACAAAUUACAUAGCAAACAUAAAAAAGAAUGUAACUGGGACGAAAAGUUGGUGUUCAAAUAAAAUUAUUCCAAAAGAACAUAAUAGCAAAAUUUCUGCAAAAAAACAAAAGGAAGCGGUAAAUUUAUCUCUUAUUCACCGAAUGUUGGAUUCAAUUAAGAAUAUUUACGUGCCAUUUAAUAAACCGGUAAAUCCUGAAGUUAACAAGAAAUUUUCAGAUAUUUCUUCUGAUAAGUUAAACAGUUAUACGUCAAUUUCUACAAUAUCUAAUUAUUCUUGGAAAUCGAGUGUUAUGAAAAUGUGUCAAGCUGAUGUGGAAUGUGAAGAAAAUCAUAUAUCUUAUUCUGACAUUCUGAGUACCCCUUCCUUGGACUUACUAACUUGUAAAAGUAAAGCUGUUGGCUCAAAUUUAGAUUCUAUAGGAUCGUUAAACGAGAAUAUAUCAUCAUGUGAGAUUUUGAACACCUCCAUUGCUACGGAAACACAAAACAUAUCUGAUAUUGAAAUGAACUCAGAUACUUUGAUUAAAGAAACUGAUAAAAGGAAUUCCUCAAAUACUGCUUUUAAAUUUUGUAAGUAG
This is a messenger RNA of Parnassius apollo (apollo), 3297 nucleotides long. The record is from the annotation of a GenBank genome assembly. NCBI's taxonomy places the organism in Eukaryota, Metazoa, Arthropoda, Insecta, Lepidoptera, Papilionidae.